Messenger RNA from Strongylocentrotus purpuratus (purple sea urchin), 1468 nucleotides. RefSeq names its product serine/threonine-protein phosphatase 1 regulatory subunit 10-like. Lineage: Eukaryota; Metazoa; Echinodermata; Echinoidea; Camarodonta; Strongylocentrotidae. The record is from RefSeq and is a predicted model, not a curated record. The coding region runs from base 128 to 1258 and encodes 376 amino acids. The transcript has 2 exons.
UCAAUCUAUGAUAGAAAGCCUAUAAAUUCAGUGAUCCAGCAGAUAGUUAUUCAGUUUGGAGCUCGUUCUCUCUUAGAAGACAACGAAUCUAGAGAAAGCUAUAGCAUCGGAGAGACCUAUUACUAACAUGGUGAAAGUGACACUGAUCGUUGCCAUUGUGGCUGCUCUUGUUAUCUCAGCUCACGCACAAAGAGAUUACAAUGAACUACGAGGAAAUAAGAAUGGCAGAGAGAGAGGACAAGGUCGCUUUGGAGGAAGGCCGGGUGGAAUGCAGAUGGGUGGAUCGAGGCAAGAUGGUGGACCAAUGGGUGGGAGAAGGUUCGAUGGACCUGACUCUGGUGCCCCACAAAUGGAUGGACGGAGACAAGAUGGUGGACCAAUGGGUGGAAGGAGGUUCGAUGGACCUGGAUUUGGUGCCCCGGAGAUGGAUGGACGGAGACAAAAUGGCGGUCCGAUGGGUGGAAGGAGAUUCGACGGACCUGGAUUUGGUGGCUCCAGACCAGAUGGUGCUGGAGGAAGACCUUUCUUCGGCCAAGGAGGCAGGCGUGGUGAUGGAGAAGAAGAAACUGAUGCUGCCCAACAAAUUGGUGAUGGUCUAGGAGGGCCCGGUCAGUUUGAUGGUCCUGGACGUCGUCAUCAUGGUCACCGUCAAGGUCAUCCUCAGGACCAAGCAGAGGAACAACCGUUUGGUCAGCGCAACGAAAGCAGCGAGGAGGAUGGCCGUCCUCACCCUCACCACCAUCGCCACCAUGGCCGCCACCACCGUCAUCAUAACCACACAGAAGGUCACCAAGGUCAUAAUGAGACGGGAGAUCAAGAUCAGGACAAACUACAUGAUACAAGGCCCUUCCGGUACAACCACUUCGGUAGAAAGCCUUUCGGAGACCGUCCCUUCGGCAGACGCAACCAUACAGAAGGUCACCAGGGUCAUAAUGAGACGGGAGACCACCCCCAUCGUCAUCACAACAAGACCAGAGAUGGAGAUCAGGACAGACCAAUGUUCGAGAUGAGGCCUUUCCGGUUCAACCCCUUCGGUAGAAAGCCUUUCGGAGGCCGUCCCUUCGACAGACGCAACGGAACCGAAGAAGGAUCUCCCAGGCGUGAUGGCCAUCGUCGGCCCUAUGGUAACCGAGGACGUUGGGGUGAGAAUGAAAGUGAGGAGAAGGAGCAUCCAACGACGGAAAGCGUAACGACAUCUUCACCACCUGAAGUGGUCGCAAUCAAUGAAGAAGACAUCAAUGUGGUCGCCGAGGUGUAGAAUUUGUUUUUAAAAUAUUGCUUGUGUAAAUAUAUUGAUAAUAGUCAUCAAUGUCUUUCCUUGGACAGAAUGCAUAUCUUACCAGAGACAGCAGCAUGGAUUGUGUCUAAAAAUUCAGAUACAAGAGACUGAAAGCCAGUGAAAGGUGCAUGAAAAUGCUGACGAAUUAUCAAACUCUUAUUUAUACUGAAUUUUUAUACUAAAUAUAUA